AUGCUGCAAUACUCCUCAGCGUUCGACAAUGAGGUGCAGGAGGUGCCUGACGUCGACCCGGUAGAGGUGGCUGAGGAGGUGCCUGAAGGACCCACUGAGGCCUCGUUUAACCCGAUUUCUGACGCAGAGGCCCCACAGGCAUUAGAGGGGGCACCUGCUGCUCCCCAGAAUGAGGCAGGAAGGCCCCCGACCUCAGAGCCUGGGCCCUACUACUACUUUUACCAGGCGGAUGAUGGGCAACAGAUGUUCCUGCACCCGGUGAAUGUGCGCUGUCUGCUGAGGGAGUACGGCAGCCUGGAGGCCAGCCCCCCUGCCAUCACCGCCACUGUAGUAGAGGUGGAGGGACACGCAGUCACCGAGGUUAUCCGUUCUGGUCUUGGGGGUCCCAUCAGAUGA
This is a messenger RNA of Clupea harengus (Atlantic herring), 396 nucleotides long. Its product is annotated as RING finger protein 10-like. Lineage: Eukaryota; Metazoa; Chordata; Actinopteri; Clupeiformes; Clupeidae. The transcript has 3 exons. Bases 1 to 396 code for a protein of 131 amino acids. The record is from RefSeq and is a predicted model, not a curated record.